UUAUGGAUUCAUGGCCAUUAAGGGGGCAGCCAGACCCUGAGCCUGCUUUGUGUUGGGGGAGAGAGAGAAAGAGAGAGCCGGGGCAUGUGCAGAGUGCCCAGGAAACGAAAGGCAGAGUCUCUGCUGGACUUCCUGGUUGGAGGGUUGGGAGGGGAGGGGCAGAGGUGUUUGGGGAGGAGGAGAGAGAGAGCCGGGCUCGGGUUCCGCCAGGUGUGUUCCGGAGGUGCCAGAAGGGGCUCUGCCUGCCUUACCUGCGCCAUGGGCGUCUCACCUGGACUCACCUGGAGGGGCUUCCUGCUCCUGCUGCUGGGUCUCUGGACGGUGUCUUCCAUGGAGAUCUACACGCCGGGCUCCUUGGAGGUUCUGAACGGGACCGACGUGCGGCUGAAGUGCACCUUCCGCAGCCGGGAGCCCGUCGGGCAGCGGCUGGUCAUCUCCUGGGACUUCCAAUCCCGGGACAAGAGCCAAACGGAGUUUGUGAUCCACUACCAGGAUCAAGCCUAUCCGCCGCAGACGGGCCGCUUCUCGGGCAGAGUCACCUGGGACGGCAAUGCAUUCAAGAGCGACGCCUCCAUCAUGCUCUGGAACGUCGGCCCCGGGGACAAUGGGACCUUCUUCUGCCACAUCAAGAACCCCCCGGACGUCGAUGGGGUGGCCGGAGAGAUCGAGCUGAGCGUCGUCCUGAAAGUGAGCUUCUCGGAGAUCCACGUUUUGGCCCUGACCAUCGGUGGGGCCUGUGCUCUGAUGAUUGCCGUGGUGGUCGUGGUGGUGGUCUGCCGGCAGCGACGGAAGGCCGGGAAGGACCAGGCGGAGGAGACGGAGAUGCCGGAGAAGGAGAAGCUGCGCAGAGUCCCGGAAGAGGAGAGGGAGGCCACACUGCCCGGAGGGGAGGCCUGAGUCCCCUCACUCACUCCCUCACUCUCUCACUCAUUCUCUCACUCACAAGACCUUCGUGACAUGGACACUUGAGAGGAGAGUGCAGACUGGGAGCACUUGCUACAUGGCACCCCCCCAAAAAGGAAUGGAAUAAGCCCCUUGGAGACCAUCCCAAAAAACUGGAGCCACCUCUUUCGAAGCCAGCCUGGACCCUUCAGACUUCUUCUCCAAUUCAUCUUCCUCUUCUGCUUCACCUAAUCCGGAGGUUCUCCUGCAGAGAUUUCUAAAGGAAAGGGCCGAUAGCAAUGCGCACCCCAAACUCUGAGGCCCAAAGACUUGGUGCCCACAAACCCUUCAGUAUUUAUGUUGUCGAACGCUUUCAUGAUCGGAAUGACUGGGUCGCUGUGAGUUUUCCGGGCUGUCUGGCCAUGUUCCAGAAGCAUCCUCUCCUGACGUUUCACUCACAUCUAUGGUAGACAUCCUCAGAGGUUGUGAAUCAAUCAGGGCUGGCUAACACCUCCGAACAAAGGAUUCCCCCAGGCAGCAACUGCCAGGCUUUGGAGCUGCAAGUCUAUUUAAUGCUAACCAAGGUGGCCAAUUGAAACAUUCACACCUGCCUCCAACAGACAAGAGUUCUUUCUCCAACCCUGAACAUUAUUCAACAGAGAUGUUUUAUAUAUAUAUAUAUACAGUAGAGUCUCACUUAUCCAAGCUAAACGGCCCGGCAGAACCUUGGAUAAGCGAAUAUCUUGGAUAAUAAGGACGGAUUAAAGAAAAACCUAUUAAACAUCAAAUUAGGUCAUGAUUUUACAAAUUCAGCACCAAAACAUCAUGUUAUACAACAAAUUUGACAGAAAAAAUAGUUCAAUACACAGUAAUGUUAUGUUGUAAUUACUGUAUUUAUGAAUUUAGCACCAAAAUAUCACGAUAUAUUGAAAACAAUGACCACAAAAAUGGCUUGGAUAAUCCAGAGGCUUGGAUAAGUGAGGCUUGGAUAAUUGAGACUCUACUAUAUAUAUUUGUGUGUGUGUGUGUGUGUAUAUAUAUACACACACACACACACACAUACAUACAUAUAUACAUAUAUAUAUAUAUAUAUUCACUUGCCUUGUUUCCAACAGACCUCCCUGCAAAUACCCUCACUGAUUGACUUGAACUUAAUUGUUGCAAGGCUAUUAGUUGCUAUUAAUUGCUAAUCAAGCUGGCCAAUGGCAACAUUCACAUUUGCCUCAAAUAGACAAAGAAUUCUUUCUUGCACCCUAGACAUCAUUUCACAGAUAUAUAUACACACAUACACACACUCCACUUGCCUCGUUUCUAACAGACCUCUAUGCAGAGACCCUCACUGAUGGACUUUGCAGCUUGCAAGGCUAUUCAAUGCUAAUCAAGCUGGCCUAUUUGAACAUUCACACUUGCCUCCAGCAGACAAAGUUCUUUCUCCCACCGUGGACAUUAUUCCACGGAUAUAUAAACAUCACGUGCCUAGUUUCCAACAAACUUCUCAACCUCUGAGGAUGCUUGCCAUAGAUGUGGGCGAAACAUCAGGAGAGAAUGCUUCUGGAACUUGGAAAACUCACAGCAACCUUCAGUAUUUCUUUUCAUGUUUUGCUUCCUAGGUCCCAGUGGUCUGUUGACAGCAGGGGAGGGAAACAUACCAUGGACCCUGAACUGCAUCUCCCAUCGCUCCUUGCUGCCUAGGACUGAUGGGAGUGGCUGGACAAUUGGGUUUUCCCCAAACCCUUCUUUCCAGCCCGCCCUUUGCCCCACGGCUGUAUGUCCGAGGGGUCAUUUCCCCGCAGGCUCUGCAAAUACUGCCUUUGCCCGUCGCUGCAAACCGUGUAGGACGUUAAAAACAACAUGUUACAAUAGAGUGACUUAUUUUUCAUAAUGUAAUUUAUUUUUCAAGAUGUAUGCAAAUAAAUUUGCUAGACUUUGGUAGUAAAGAG
Molecule: messenger RNA, 2822 nt
Organism: Anolis carolinensis (green anole)
Lineage: Eukaryota; Metazoa; Chordata; Lepidosauria; Squamata; Anolidae
Product: myelin protein zero-like protein 2
Exons: 5
Coding region: 85-897 (270 amino acids)
Biological process (GO): cell-cell adhesion
Cellular component (GO): plasma membrane
Source: RefSeq, a predicted model, not a curated record